Molecule: messenger RNA, 3121 nt
Organism: Herpailurus yagouaroundi (jaguarundi)
Lineage: Eukaryota; Metazoa; Chordata; Mammalia; Carnivora; Felidae
Product: transcription factor SPT20 homolog
Exons: 2
Coding region: 196-2610 (804 amino acids)
Biological process (GO): regulation of transcription by RNA polymerase II
Cellular component (GO): SAGA complex
Molecular function (GO): transcription coregulator activity
Source: RefSeq, a predicted model, not a curated record
GUAUGUCGUGCGGUGCUUUCCCGGCGCGCGUUUCUUGCCGUCCAUUUGGAAGUUAGGCUGGUGGCUGCACUGUGGAGUGACGGCGUCUGCAAGACUCUACCUCUACCUCCACGUGAAAGACGGGACCUUCACCCGGCUCUUCAAGGCGCUUGCACUUGCGCUUGCCCUUCUCUUUAGGGCCCCUGUUGUGCCACGAUGCAGCAGGCUUUAGAACGAGCUCUGGACCGUGCGGAGUAUGUCAUUGCCAGUGCCCAGCAGAGGCCUCCUAAAAGGAAAGGCUCAGCGAGUGGGGGCGCAUCUCUGGAUGAAAAACUUUAUGACCUGUAUGUGGAAGAAUGCGGGAAAGAGCCUGAGGCUACGGAGGAAUUAAGAAGCAACGUGAACUUGUUGGAGAAGCUCCUGAGGAGAGAGUCGUUGCCGUGCUUAGUGGUCAACCUAUACCCAGGAAAGGAGGGAUAUUCGCUGAUGCUCGAGGGCGAAAAUGGAUCCUAUUCGGAGACCAUUCGACUGCCUUACGAAGAAGGGGAGUUGCUCGAAUACUUGGAUGCUGAACAAUUGCCUCCUGCUCUGGUGGAUCUCCUGGAAAAAUCUCAGGUUAACUUUUUUCACUCUGGGUGUGUCAUAGCCCAGGUACGGGACUACCGGCAGUGCAGUCGGGAACCUCCCGGCUACGCGAGCAGGCACGUUCUCCUGCGGCCAACGAUGCAGACGUUAGCCUGCGACGUGCAGUCCAUGACCAGCGAUGACCAGACCUGGACCCAGGAAGACAGGCUUUUGCUGGAGAGCCAGCUGAUCUUAGCCACGGCCGAACCGCUGUGUCUCGAUCCUUCUGUAUCAGUAGCCUGCACUGCAAACAGGCUGCUCUAUAACAAGCAAAAGAUGAACACUGGCCCCAUGAAAAGGAGCUUCAAGAAGUAUUCUGCACCCUCCCUGAACCGGCAGCAGGAGCUGUCUCAUCGUCCACCUCCUCCUGAGCUGAGAGUAUGGGCCUCUUGCAAGAAAAGCAGAGAAAGGCAAGCAGGUCCGCAGCACGACCUCAAAAUUUCUAAAGCGGGGAACUGCAUCGAUAUGUGGAAACAGAGACCCUGUGACUUGGCCGUACCUUCCGGAGUGGACGUGCAGAAAUACGCCAGGAGGGAGAAGUCCGCCAGAUACGAUGGCUCGCCACCGACGGCCUGGCCAGCCCACAAGGUAGAAGGUGAUUCCGUAUUGGGCUAUGAAGCUGGCGGUGAGUCUCAGACAGCGCAGCUGACUUCUGUGCAGCCGCCGAAUGACCCACCUUUGUCUGGAAGAAGAAGGCCCUGCAAAGAAGCCAGACGUGAGGGACAGGGGUCUCCUCCGCACUCCUCCACAGAUGACCAUCCAGACAGUGUCCGGCCUGGCUCAAAGACGGAUGCUGGGACGGAAGCCAUUCGGUCAGCUGUCUUGGUCCAGCGCAAGGCCAAGUGUCCCGCCACCGCGUCACACGGCUCCAGUGGCCCAGCCAGCCUCAGCCAGCCGCCUCCCGGGAAAGAAACAGCACAGCCUGAGACGGUGUCGGUUUGGUCUUCAGUCCUGGGGAAGGGAGUCAGCCAUCCACCUCUACGCUUCAGACUUUCCUGGAGCUCAGGAGGGACUCGGUCGGGCAACAGUUUCACCCCAGUGGAGGCAAGCGGCUUCUUUAAAUCUCCAGCUCCUGCUCCUGCUCCUGCUCCUGCUCCUGCUCUUGCUCCCGCUCCUCAGCCCCCGAGUCUUUCCCAGAAUUCGUCUGUGGACGUGAAUCGAGUGAGCAUCAUGUUUCCCGCGGCCACCCUACCCACUACCGGCUCAUCACAAAGAAGCCUGGCCACCCAGGUCACGGCCCGCUCCCCUGGCCCCAACAUCAUCCAGCUGGCGGGCCCGGUCUGUGGAGCCCAGGCUUUGGCGAGGGGUUCCAGCCCCGGGCAGGGCUCUACCGCUGGGGCCACAGAUCCUGCGGGAAUCCUGCCCGGCAGCCUGGCCUCGGGAGCUCGGCCACCAAAUGCAGUGCGCACUGCAGCACAGGCUGCGUCUCCAGUCCGCGUUCAGUUUUUUUUUAAAAAUGCUUCAGGCCUCAAGCCGGUGACUCUGCUGGAGCUUCCGCAAGGUUCGCCCCCUUUGAAUGCCCAGCAGCAGCCAGAGCAGCGGCUCUAUCAGUUUAUUCCACAAGAACAACUUCAUCAAGCCUCCGCUUCUGGUCCUUGGCAGCUAGUGCCACGGGGUCCCGGUGCCCGAGGCCCAGCCCCUCCAGAGACAGCCUCGCCUGCUCAGCAGGCCGUUGUCCUGAACCUCCUGGGACAGGGACGGGGCCGGGGACAGGGACGGGGACAGGGGAGUUUGCUGCAGCCCCAGGCAGCCGUGUUGUCUCUGCUUGGCUGUGCUGCAGAGAACCAGGGAAGAGCCCGGCCGAGCGGCCCUCGGCACACGCUGCAGCUGUCCCCUGCCUCACAGCCGUGGCCACAGCAGCAGGCGCAACAGCGUAGAAUCUUGCAGCACCCGGUGGCCGUGACAACUGUAGCCACCCAGACGGCUCAGCCUUCUUGGGGCCAGCGGGCCGCAAGCCAGUCCGAAGGUAAAAAGAACAGAGGCCCGCCUUCCCCUCCCAGAUCCUGAGUCUCGCUCAUUUCCUCUCUUUUUAAAAACACCAGAGCGUCGGCCCAAGUGAACUCCGAGGUUUUCCUUCGUUUGGGGUUUUUUGGUUUUUGCUCUUUUAACGUGUCCGCAUCUUACCUUUAGAUGUACGAACUCUGUACAGAAGCGCAACCUCGUGAGUUUUGCACAGAAACAAGGCAGUGAUUUAAGAAACUGGGAUCGUUUUGCUUAAAGUGAUCGAAGUGCCCAGUUCAGUAGUGCUCAGUAUAUUCACACUGCUGCGCAGCGCGUCUCUAGAAUUGCUUUCAUCCUGCAGAAGCGACGCUCUUGUCCCCGUCAAGCACCAGCUCCCCAUUUCCUUGUCCCCCAGCCCAGGCAUGCACAGUAUCAUUUUCUGUGUCCGCGAGUGUGACUGCUUUAGAGCCUUCAGAUAAAGUGCACUCAUGGAACAGGAGGUGUCCUUCUGUGACUGGCUUACUUCACGUAGCGUAACGUCAUCACCGUCAAGGCUCACCCCUGACGCGUUGUAGCG